AUGGCGGAAUAUCAACGACCCUCCAGUCGCGAAGACUUUGAAAUUGCUGUUAUCUGCGCCUUACGUCGCGAAUACGAUGCCGUUUGUCUUCUCUUUGACGACGAUGGUGACACAUAUGGCCGAGUAAACAAUGACUACAACAAUUAUGAGACAGGCCGCAUCGGCAGGUUUCACGUCGUUGUUGUCCUCCUUGGAGACAUUGGGCCGGUCAGUUCAGGUAGCGCCACAACAGCCUUACGAAUAAGCUACCCAAACAUCAAGAUGGCUCUUGUUGUUGGUGUGUGCGGUGCCGUCCCCAAGUUGGGUGACGACAACAUACGUUGUGGGGAUAUCAUUAUCAGCAAGUCGGUGUUUCAACAUGACUAUGGAAGGCAAAAUCCCGAUCGUUUUGAAAUAAAAGACUCUACCGAGGGCGGGCUGGGUCCAGCGACUAAGGAUAUUCGCAACCUCCUUGUCAUCAUCCAGACGGAUCGAGGGCUGGAGCGACUCAAGAGUAGGACGACAGCUGCCCUUGAGCAACUGCAACAGAAAGCAACAUCAGAGAGGUGGGAGAUUCCACAGGCGAAGGAUGAUGGUCAGAUGGAAGCUGCCAGUUCCUUUACUCCAGCCAUCUUCUUUGGCCCCAUUGCUUCCGGUAGCGCGGUCAUCAAAUCCGAAGAACAUCGCGACAAGUUGGCAAAGGAGAACGGCGCCGUCGCUUUUGAGAUGGAAGGUGCAGGAGUAUGGCCAGAAUUGCCUUGCCUUGUUGUGAAGGGAGUCUGCGACUAUGCAGAUGUGAACAAGCAGAAGAAGUGGCAGGACUUUGCAGCGGCAACAGCAGCCGCGACUGCAAAGGCAAUCCUUCAGCAGUACAUUCAGAGCGACAAACCUGCGAGAGCUGGAGUGUCUGUGCAUACAACAGCCACUCAAGAAGGGUCAACAUACACCGAGACCGUAAAAGGAAACAAGGUCGAACAGGGCAACGAGAUGGGUGUGAGGUCUAACCAGCCGCCGCGAAAUUAUCUCCAGAAGGGGUCCGAGUUUGGAUCUCAUGUCGAAGCUAAUGGGGAUGUACGGCAGGGAAACAAAAUGAGCUUUUUCUAA
Messenger RNA from Fusarium sp. VM40, 1083 nucleotides. The record is from the annotation of a GenBank genome assembly. NCBI's taxonomy places the organism in Eukaryota, Fungi, Ascomycota, Sordariomycetes, Hypocreales, Nectriaceae.